Molecule: messenger RNA, 2104 nt
Organism: Brachypodium distachyon (stiff brome)
Lineage: Eukaryota; Viridiplantae; Streptophyta; Magnoliopsida; Poales; Poaceae
Product: O-glucosyltransferase rumi
Exons: 2
Coding region: 32-1687 (551 amino acids)
Source: RefSeq, a predicted model, not a curated record
AGUUCAUCUGCUAGCUAGCGGCUAACUAGAUAUGAAGAGCUCCCUACCUGACGAGGAAGAGAUGGCGGCAAUGGUGCCGGCGGCGGUGGAGCGGCAGUCGUCGCCGACACGGACGACGACGAAGUCGUGGUGGAAGCUGGGCUCCGGCGUUGGGAUGAUCAUCGGCAGCCUCGUGUUACUUGCUCUGCUCUUCGGCACCAAACGGAUCCACCUCGAUGCUGCUUACUACAAUAAUUCGUUCUUGCCGGCCACUGAUCACAGCACCGGCAGCAGCGGCUUCAGUCGGCGUGGACGCCCUCCUCAUCCUCGCCGUGCACACUCACCCCUCGUACCCAUACCAUUCACCUGCGGCAACGACACGUCGCCUUCGUCACCGGCAUCCCUCUGCCGCCGCCGCCGCCGCGCGCCAUCGCCAGCACCAGCCCCGUCAUCGUCACAAGGAGCUCGGCGGUGGCGAUUCGACCCGAGCGUAGCACCACCGCCAUGGUGCCCGGUGUACUUCCGGCACAUCCACACGGACCUGGACCCAUGGCGUUCCACGGGGAUCACGCGCGACACGCUAGAGCGCGCCAUGCCGCACGCCGAGUUCCGGCUCACCGUCGUCUCCGGCCGCGCCUACGUGCAGAACCUCCGCCCCUCGUACCAGACCCGUGACGUGUUCACGCAGUGGGGCGUCCUGCAGCUCCUGGCCCGCUUCCCCGGCCGCGUCCCGGACGUCGACAUCAUGUUCAGCGCCGGCGACGUGGCCCAGGUGCUCUCCGCCGACUACUACAACACGACAACGCAUCCCCCGCCGCCGCUGUUCCGGUACUGCAAGGAGGAGAAGCUAGAGGCGGCCAUCGUGUUCCCGGACUGGUCCUUCUGGGGCUGGCCGGAGCUCAGCAUCCGGCCAUGGGCGCCGCUGAUGGAGGACUUCGUGAGGGAGAACAAAGCCCUCCCGUGGAGAAACCGGCAGCCCUACGCGUUCUGGAAGGGCAACCCGGAAGUGUCCGACGUGCGGCGGGACCUCUUCAAAUGCAACAACGACUCCGCCAACGGCAAGGACUGGAACGCUCGGCUCUUCUGGCAGGACUGGAACGCCGCCAGCCGCAACGGGUUCAGAGACUCCAACCUCGCGAAACAGUGCGACUACAGGUACAAGAUCUACGUGCAGGGGCACGCGUGGUCGGUGAGCGAGAAGUACAUCCUGGCGUGCGACUCCCCGAUGCUCGCCGUCGACACGAGCUACGUGGACUUCUUCUCCCGCGGGCUCGUCGCGGGCCGGCACUACUGGCCCAUCGACCCGGCGCGCAAGUGCCGGGCCGUCAAGUUCGCCGUGGGCUGGGGCAACGAGCACGCGGGGCAGGCGAUGCGAAUGGGGCAAGAAGGGAGCCGGUUCGCGAGGGAGGAGAUGAGCAUGGACUAUGUUUAUGAGUACAUGUUCCAUGUGAUUACUGAGUACGCGGCCUUGCUUAGGUACAGGCCGACCGUGCCGGAGAAGGCUGUGGAGGUGUGCGUCGAGUCAUUGGCCUGCGGCAGGCGCGGCCGUGAGAAGGAGUUUCUGAUGGAGUCUAGGGAGGAGUACGAGGCUAGGUACGAGCCUUGCACGCUGCCGCCGCCGUUUACGGACGAGGAGGCCAGGGAGAUGGCCGCCUGGGACCGAGAGGUGCGAAGCAAGCUAGUGAAGAUGGAAGAAGAGGGACAUUAGCUAAGGGAGAUGAAGGGUUGUGUUAACAUGCUGGUAAACGAGUCUUUCUGUCUCCAAUGUACGUAAGUGGCGGUUUCUUGCAAACAAACAAAAAAUAGCAAAGUGGUGGCUCCCUGCAAUGCAAUUUGCUCUAUGUAACAUAUCAUAUGUAUGAACCAAGUUCUUAUUCUUGCGCUCUAUAUCGUCGUUUUUUCAAAUUUAUGGUAUUCCCGAUCUUUGUUUUUCUUACCAGUUGGGCAUGACAACAAUUGUAUUCCGCCUUAAAUAUGGACACCUUGCUAGUGAGAAUAUACUGCAGAUUUAAUGCACAAUCCUGGGUGGCACCACAUUUUUCAUUCACAAUUGCCGGAUCGAAAGAAAUGUCAGCUCAAAAGACAUACUAGGAUUUCUCUGCAGAUGUCGAUGGCUUUGCGAAUG